AAAAAAAAGAAGAGAGAGAAAAAGAGAAGGGAGAAAAAGAAAAAUUCCAAAAACAAAGGCAGUUCUGCAAAAAUCAAAAUUCGCCUGUCCUAAAUCGGUGACAGACAGUCGUCGUCGACGCUCACAAUUGGCUUGCCAGAAAAAUUGGGCACUCUCUUUCUCUACGCAAACCACCAUAAUUUUCCUUCAAAUUCCCCAAAUCAAAAACCCUAAUUUCACCCGCGAACUCCCCCAAAUUCCCCCACUCUUCAUUCUAGCAACAGUAAUCUUCAUCACAUCUUAAUCAAAAUCAUCUAACCUACUCAUCAAACACAUUUCGCUUCUUCGAUCCAGAUUUCGCUGUACCACACUCACUUCUAGUGACAAUGAAAAUUAUGAUUCCUUUUCUUAGGUUAUGAAUUUUUCGAAUCGAUGAUUUGAUCGGCGAAUUUUCGGAAGAUUGAGGUGUUGGUUUUGUGGAGGGAAGUCGAAAAUGGCGGCGCAAAACCAAGGGGAUCUAUUUGAUUCUUAUUUUAGGAGAGCAGAUUUGGAUCGAGAUGGUAGAAUUAGUGGCGCUGAAGCUGUCGCUUUUUUUCAGGGCUCAAAUUUGCCUAAGCAAGUUCUUGCUCAGAUAUGGACGUUUGCCGACCAAAAUCGAACAGGAUUCCUUGGUAGACCAGAAUUUUAUAAUGCUCUUAAGCUUGUGACAGUCGCACAGAGCAAGCGAGACUUAACUCCUGAGCUUGUCAGGGCCGCUCUGUUUGGUCCAGCUUCUGCUAAAAUCCCAGCACCGCAGAUUAAUUUGCCUGUUUCACCUGUUCCGCAGUCAAGUGCUGCUGGAGCAACCCCUUCCACAUCUCAGAUGAGUAGUGUUGCUCCUAUCUCAUCCCAGAACCCUGGGCUUAGAGGAGUAUCAGGGUCCCCAAAUGUCAACAUGAAUCAGCAGUAUAGUCAACCACAAGCAAGCGGGUUAGUGAGACCCCAAACUACCGCUUAUGGUGUAGCUACGCAACCUGUACAAGGAGUUGGCUUUCAAGGAUUUCCUGGGGGAGCUGUUGCAUCAGGCCCAAACUUGCCUAAUUCAAGAGCACCAAAUGACACAGGAGUUGCAAGUGUAGGAAGGUCACCAGCAGGAGUGGUCUUAGAGAGAGGAAGUAGUCUUUUGUCAAACCAAUCUGGGGUGCCAUCAGCAGCAGGACCAGCUCCUCUUUUGCCACCUAAGCCUUUUCCAACGACAGGAUCUUCUGUUCCGCAACCCAAUACGCUCAUUUCACAAAAUGGGUCCACUCCUGGUUCUAUUUAUGGAGGUGAUGCAUUCUCUGCAGCUCCAUCUCAGCCCAAAAGAGAGAGUUUUUUCUCUACCUCAUCAGCUAGCAGUGUACAAGUCCCUUCAGCCUUUGUUCCAGUUUCAGCUAGCAGCCAAUCUUUUUCUAAGCAGGGCUCUGUUGCUUCUGCACCAAAUUCACUCACUACAAACCCUGUUGGUGGACAACAUCAGAAGUUGUCAUCAAAUGUGAAACAGAACCAACCAAUUCCUGUUCAAAAUAGGGCCCCACCUGGCCCUCAUGUAUAUUCACUUCAUAAUUCUACAGGACAUCAGUCUCAACUAAAUUGGCCAAGGCCAACUCAGACUGAUCUACAGAAAUAUACCAAAGUAUUCAUGGAGGUCGAUACUGAUAAAGAUGGGAAAAUAUCUGGUGCAGAGGCACGCAACCUAUUUCUAAGUUGGAAGUUACCAAGAGAGGUCUUAAAGCAGGUGUGGGACUUGUCUGAUCAGGAUAACGAUAGCAUGCUUUCUCUCAGGGAAUUCUGUAUUGCACUGUAUCUGAUGGAAAGAUACAGGGAAGGGCGCCCUCUUCCAUCAGUUCUUCCAAGCAGCAUCGUGGCUGAUUUUCCUGCUAUCGCUCAACCAGCAGCUGGAUAUGGUAAUGCAGCAUGGGGAUAUAAUGCUGGUUUCCAGCAACCACAGGCAGCAUCUGGCGGAGCUCCAAGACCAACUGCACGUCCAGCAGGAAAACCUCCACUACCUGCUUCUGCUCAUACACCAUCAGACGAUAGAAUGCCUCCUAAGCCGCCAAAAGCCAAAGUGCCAAUGUUAGAGAAACAUCUAGUAGACCAGCUGAGUGAAGAGGAGCAGAAAUCACUCAAUCUGAAAUUCCAGGAGGCAUCUGAGGCGAAUAAAAAAGUUGAAGAACUAGAAAAGGACAUAAAAGAAGCAAGGGAGAAAAUGGAAUUCUACCGAGUCAAGAUGCAAGAGCUUGUUCUCUACAAGAGUAGAUGUGACAGUCGCUAUAAUGAAGUUUUUGAAAGGGCUGCUGCAGAUAAGCAUGAGGUUGAGUCUUUGGGCAAGAAGUAUGAAGAGAAGUACAGACAAACUGGUGAUGUGGCGUCUAAGUUGACGAUUGAAGAAGCGACAUUCCGUGACAUACAGGAGAGGAAAAUGGAGAUGUAUCAGGCAAUAGUGAAGAUGGAACAGGAUGGCACUGAUGAGAGCCUUCAGGUUCGUGCUGAUCGCAUCCAGUCUAGUUUGGAGGAAUUAGUGAUAUCUCUCAGUGAACGUUGCAAGAAAUACGGACUGCGUGCCAAACCGACCACAAUAGUUGAGCUUCCUUUUGGAUGGCAACCUGGCAUUCAGGAGAGUGCUUCUGAUUGGGAUGAAGAGUGGGAUAAAUUUGAAGACGAAGGCUACACCUUUGUGAAGGAACUAACUCUAGACGUGCAAAACGUCAUUGCACCACCUAAGACAAAAGUGAAAGUUGCUAAGCAAGAAAAGAAUUUGGCUACUGAGAAUGAAUCAGCUAUCCGUACCUCAGAUACUGAAUCCAAACCUGUGAAGCCUGCGUCAGAGGAUGAACAGGUGACUGAGAAUGGUGUAAUAGGUACCCCUAAAGCAUACGACGUGGCAAAAGGUCAAGUUCUUAGUCCUGCUCGAAGCUCACAUGGAAGUCCACAUGAUGGAUCAAAGGACAAUGUUUUUAGAAAGCCUGGAAGUUCAGAUGCCUCAACUCAGGCAAAGGAAUCUCAUAGUGACCUUGGAAAUUCUGAGGCUUCCUUUUCUGGGGAAAGGAGCUUCGAUGAGCCAGCACAUGGGACAUUUGAUGUUGCUGAUGACGCGGAUUCAAUAUGGGGUUCCUCAAAGGUUCUGAAUCUUGACAAGCAUAAUGAUGACUUGUUUGGACACGGGCAAUGGACUCUGCCUCCUAUCAGGACUAGUUCAUCUCAGGCCGAUGACCUUUUGCCCAAAAAAGGCAUCUUUGCAGACUCUGUACCAGGCACACCAGCAGACAGCUUUUUGCCGAAAAAGAGUGUAUUUGCAGAUUCUGUGCCUGGUACACCAGCAGAUGGCUUUUUGCCUAAGCAUAGCAUCUUUGCGGAUUCUGUUCCAAGCACACCGGUUUAUGGCUCAAGCUAUUCUCCACAGAAGAAUGGUGAAGGGCCAGAGCAUGGUUUCAACUUUUCAAGGUUUGAUUCCUUCAGAUCUACAGAUAGUGGAUUCCAGCCUCAAGAAAGGCUAUCUCGAUUUGAUUCCAUGCGGAGUACUGGAGACUUUGACUCGCAUGAUGAAAGUUCAUUUCAGCAAAAGGAGUCAUUUACACGCUUUGAUUCCAUGCGAAGUACUAAUGAUUUUGAUUAUGGGGAUCGGUUUUCUUCAUUUGAUGAUUCAGAUCCUUUUGGCUCUGGGCCAUUUAAGUCAUCAUUUGGAAGUGAAACUCCGAAGGAGGACUCGGAUCCUUUCAGGUCUAGUGCAUUUAGGUCUUCUCUGGGAAAUGAAACACCGAGGUCAGAGGUAGAUGCAUUUGGUUCUGUUGGGCCUUUCAGGUCAUCGUUUGCCAAUGAAACUCCCAGGGCUGACUCAGACCCUUUUGGGUCUGCUGCGUCUUUCCGACCGUCAUUGAGCAGUGAAACGCCAAGAGCAGAUGUUGACCCUUUUAGUUCCGCUGGGCCUUUCAAGUCUUCUUGGGGGGUUGAAACUCCAAGGGCAGAGGCUGACCCUUUUGGUGGUCCUUUCAGGUCAUCAAUGGGCAGUGAAACACCCAAGCGAGAAUCAGACUAUUUUGGAUACUCUGGUUCAUUUAGUGAGACGCCAAGGAGCGAGUUUGAUUCUUAUGGGUUUGGUGGUCCAUUUGGUUCCUCACUUGGCAAUGAAACGCCAAGGGGGGACAUUGAUGCCUUUGGUUCUUCUGGCCCAUUUAAGUCUACUGUGGGUAGUGAAACCCCAAAACGCCAGACAGAUAGUUGGAGCGCAUUUUAGAGUAUAGUGAGUUCGGAUUACAUAUCUACUGAGCUCUACUUCGAGGCUAGAGAUUGAAUAUGCUUGGAUCUCGGAAUGGUCCAUCGUUACUGGCUACUUACAUAUUGCAGUUUUGCUACCUGCCACCAAAGAGCCGAGAUAUCCCUGCAUCAAUCUUUUUGUGAUUUCAUCUCCCGGUUUAUUAGCUUAAAUUUUUUGUUUCCCUUUGUAAACAUCUCUUCUAUUAUAUAUUUUUCUUGGGGGUUUGUUGGGUUUGCAAAUUUUUUUGCUGUUACCGUUUUCCUGUUGAUGAGAAGCACUGGAAACAUGUGAUAUUAAAUUUUUUUUCCUUUGCCAAUAUUGUGGCUUGUAAUGAAAAUAUAGUGGGCUGGCUUUGUAGUAUCAGCAUGAGUGAAUGUUAUUCUUUGUAAUCACCUGGAAUCUGACUCAGUUGUGUUACUUUGUGUUACUGUAGUGAAGUAGUGAUUUUGCAAAA
Molecule: messenger RNA, 4706 nt
Organism: Beta vulgaris subsp. vulgaris (sugar beet)
Lineage: Eukaryota; Viridiplantae; Streptophyta; Magnoliopsida; Caryophyllales; Amaranthaceae
Exons: 13
Coding region: 473-4231 (1252 amino acids)
Biological process (GO): endocytosis; endosomal transport
Cellular component (GO): cytoplasm; plasma membrane; nucleus
Molecular function (GO): protein binding; calcium ion binding
Source: RefSeq, a predicted model, not a curated record